AUGUCGGUGCAUCAUCAUCUCUCAUCAUUUUUUGAGUCCUCUACCCCUUCUUCGACAGACUCAGAAUGGGAAUCACUUUUAGAAUCAUGGCAAUCGACUCAUCCUUCUGUAAGCUACGAUGAUGAUGAUGAAGUGGUCGAACCUGUAUUUGGAACCACUACAUGGCCUAGUAUAUUAGAUUAUCUACCAUCGGACGAAGCUGGACCUUCAACGUCUACUUCUUCUCCAUCUAGGAAGGAUGAGUAUGCUCCUACACCGAGGCGAGAAAGCUUUGGUUCAAACUUGUUAAGUAGAAUACAAACCCAUUUACCCAUUCAAAGUACUUUCACCUCUCUCAUCUCCCUAUUAUCGAGCUCGAGAAACAAUGAUGAAAUCCAAUCUGAGCUCAUCGAGAUAAUGGGUUUUGAAGGUCAUGGAUUAGAAUUAGUUGAAGAAAUCUUGAAACCUGGUGCGAGAGAUAUGAUCGUUGAUGAAGUCAAUAAUGAAUCUAACAACAAUUCGUACCAUUCGCGUACGACUAUAAGAGCUGGUAAAGGGAAAGACAGAAAAACUCAUAUCAAUAUUUCAGAUGUCAUUGGUUCAGCUGAAGAUAUAGAAAGGAGGAUACAAGAACAACUUGAAAGACCAAAAGCGAUGUUUUCGGAGGAUGGUCCUCGUAUAGUAGAGCAAGAAUUGUUACCUCACGUAUAUACAGCCUCAGGAUCAAAAGCCGUUUCCUCAUCUUAUGGAGGUAAGAUGGCUCUUCCUAUGGGGACUCAAAGACAUAUAAACGACAAUUUCGAAGAAGUCACCGUACCUCCACAAAACCCUGUUCCUCCUAAAAGAAAUGAGAGACCAGUGAAAAUAGCUGAUUUACCUAGAUUGGCGAGGGGUUGUUUCAAAUAUGUUGAACUGAAUAGGAUGCAAAGUAUCGUUCAACCGACAGCGAUGAAUACUAAUGAGAAUAUGCUUGUUUGUGCUCCCACUGGUGCUGGUAAAACCGACGUAGCGAUCAUGUCCAUCAUACGAGUCCUCUCCCAACACGUCAUACCAGGUCCUUCAACCCAUCCAUCAGGAUUCAACCUGAAUCGAGAUGCGUUCAAAGUCAUCUAUGUGGCUCCAAUGAAAGCUUUAGCAGCUGAAAUCGUCGCUAAAUUUGGCAAACGACUGGCAUGGCUCGGAAUCAAAGUUAGAGAAUUGACCGGUGACAUGCAAUUAACGAGACAAGAGAUAAGCGAAACUCAAAUUAUCGUGACGACUCCGGAGAAAUGGGAUGUGGUAACUAGGAAACCUACAGGAGAGGGAGAAUUGGCGUCUAAAGUCAAACUUCUCAUCAUCGACGAAGUCCACUUGUUGAAUGAAGAUCGAGGUGCUGUCAUCGAGACUAUUGUAGCUAGAACCUUGAGACAAGUAGAAUCAAGUCAAUCUUUGAUUCGUAUCGUUGGCUUGAGUGCUACUUUGCCCAAUUAUAUCGAUGUCAGCGAUUUCUUGAGAGUCAAUCGAUACCAAGGAUUAUUCUUCUUCGAUGCUUCUUUCAGACCUGUACCGCUAGAACAACAUUUUAUAGGUGUUUCCGGGAAACCUAGAUCACAGCUUUCAGUUCGAAAUAUGGAUAGAGUUGUUUUUGACAAGGUAUCGGAAAUGGUACAGGCGGGACAUCAAGUGAUGGUUUUCGUUCAUGCACGAAAAGAAACAGUCAAAACUGCGCAGAAGCUGAAAGAGAUGGCUAUAGAAGAAGGGGUCUCGACAUUUUUCGAAACCAUCGAUCAUCCGAAAUAUGGUCUAUACAAGAGGGAUAUUGGAACAAGUAGGAACAAAGAAAUGAAAGAGUUAUUUGAAAAUGGUUUUGGAAUACAUCAUGCUGGAAUGUUGAGAAGUGACAGGAAUAUGAUGGAAAGAAUGUUUGAGGAUAAUGCCAUCAACGUUUUGUGUUGUACUUCAACUUUAGCGUGGGGUGUCAAUCUGCCUGCCCAUGCAGUCAUCAUCAAAGGUACUCAAGUGUAUGACUCCAAUAAGGGUUCAUUCAUGGAUUUAUCCGUCUUGGAUGUUCUUCAAAUCUUCGGCCGAGCAGGUCGUCCAGGGUACGAGACUAGUGGUGUGGGAUAUAUUUGCACUACUCAAGAUAAGCUCGAUCAUUAUUUACAUACUAUCAUGGCUCAACAUCCUAUCGAAUCAAAAUUUAUCCCUGGUAUGGUAGACUCCUUGAAUGCGGAAGUUGCUCUAGGCACUAUCGCAAAUGUACCGGAAGCAAUACAGUGGUUAGGCUACACGUAUUUGUUUGUGCGAAUGCGAAAAGAACCGUUUAUAUAUGGUAUGCCUCACGACGUGAUCAAAGAUGAUCCUCAACUCGGUAACAAACGUAAUGAGCUCAUCUCUCAAGCUGCUCGGCUACUUCAAGCAGCGAAGAUGAUAAGAUACGAUGAAAUCUCGAACACUUUUGCUAUAUCUGAUUUAGGAAGAAUAGCUGCAAAAUACUAUUUGAGAUAUCAAACUAUCGAAGUGUUCAAUACCAAAUUCAACCCCAGAAUGAGUAAUGCGGAUCUGUUCCAAAUGCUUUGUGAAGCUACCGAGUUUGAUCAAAUACAAUUGCGAGAAAAUGAGGUUGAAGAGCUUGAAGCUAUCAACAAGAGUGAUGUGAUUCCUUUGGAGGUUGCGGGAGGAGCGACGGACAAACGUGGAAAAGUAAAUAUCCUUCUUCAAGCCCAUGUGUCGAAGGUGUACAUAGAAGAUUUCGCGUUGGUCUCGGAUGCCGCUUAUGUCGCUCAAAACGCCGCUCGUAUCAUACGAGCCUUGCUUGAGAUCGCCCUUAGUCGACAUUGGGCUAACUGCGCCUACCUUCUUGUCGAGCUGAGUAAAUGCAUUGAACAGCGGCAAUGGGUAUACGAUCAUGGUCUGGCUCAACUCAAUAUCCUUCACCGAGAUACCCUGCACAAACUCAACCAAUACACGACAGAUGACAUGACAAUAGCGGACUUCCGAAGCAUGUCUGCCACUGAAUUAGGAGAGUUUAUUCACAUGAAUGAAAAACAUGGCCAAGCUGUACUCGAUGCUGCAGAUAUGUUCCCGACAGUAGGUAUGGCCUACAAACUUCGACCGAUAAGUCAUGACCUGCUUCAGAUAAGCGUAAGGGUAGAACCUCAAUUCAAAUGGAACAACAAGGUCUCGGGUGGUAGUGAGCCGUUUUACGUCUGGGCUCAAGAUGAAGAGGGGUUGAAGAUCUAUCAAUGGAGAAGUGUACGUAUACAACCUACAACAUCAAUGGUUGAUCUCGACUUCGUACUACCGUUCGAUGAUAUGCCACCAUCAUCAAUAUCGAUCGUGUCAAUUUCAGAUAGAUGGUUAUGGUCUCAUGAGCAAAUCACCAUCGAUCUAUCUGACCUCGUGAUGCCGAACCAUCCCCCACCUCGAACGGAAUUACUGGAUAUUCCUUUCCUCCGACUUUCAUGUCUUGAUGAUCCUGCCCUAGAAUCUGCUUAUAAGAAUACUAUGACCACCUUGAAUAGCAUACAAAGUCAAGCAUUUUGGACAAUGUACAAUACUAGCGUAAACGCUCUGAUAUCAGCUCCGGUUGGAAGUGGCAAAUCGUUCCUUGGAGAAGCGGCAAUCUGGAACGCAUUCCGUCACAACAAGGAAGCUGUUGUUCUAGUCGUUGUCCCUCAACAUCAUGCUGUUCACGAGACGGUAGCUCGACUUCGAUCGAUCUGUCCUAGAGGCAAGAAUAUCGACAUUCACGCUUUACUCGGUUCAGGAGAUUUCUCCAGACUUACAGCACCGAGAGGCGUGAUUGGAGUGACCACUCCCUUCGCCAUGAUCAACAAUGAAAAGAUUGAUGACACUCUGCGUCUCCUCAAACUGGGUCUGUAUGUCCUGGAAGAUCUUCAUCUCCUAGACGAGAUGUAUGAGCUUUGUAUAGCCAAGAUUUUGUCAUACGCCCGAUCCGCUCGGACAAGAAUGGUUGGAAUCACCUCCUCACUAGAUGACCCUUCCACACUUGGCAAUUGGCUUGGUUUGGACAUUGUGACUUCAUCGGACCACUCAUCAGACGACAUAGCAUCGUCACAACCUCCCGCAUUAUUCAACUUCACGCCUGCCAAUAGGGGUAAUCCAAUCUCUGUAUCGAUCAAACCAUUCACCAUACCUCACGGACCUACAUUACUCCGAUCAAUGGUGAAGCCGACACAUGACAUACUAAAAACAGUGAACGGAUCAGUGAUCACAUUUGUCCCCUCAAGACAAGCUUGCAUAAAUCUAGCAACUGAUCUCGUCACUCAAUCAGGAACAGAAAUGGAUUUAAAUGGUUUCUUAUCAACACCGAGAGAUCAUGUCGAACCUUUACUACUAAGAUUGAGAGAUCGAGGAUUGUUCGAACCGAUCUUGCAUGGUAUAGGAUACAUUCAUCCGAAUUCAAAUCCAAGUAAUUUAUCUUUAGUACUUGAACUGUUCGCAUCUGGAAUAUUGAAAUGUCUAAUCCUUCCUAGAAUUUUAUGCUGGACAAUCCCAGUCAGAUCAAAUAAUGUCAUUAUCCUUUCUGCUCAAUAUACUCAAACUACACCUAUAACUAAAACGAAUAAAAAAGAUAAGAACGGAAAAGAUUUGUAUGAAAGAAGAAUAAUCAAUUAUUCGAAUAAAGAAUUGAUCAAAAUGCAAGGUAUAGCAUCACCAUCUGCGUCUCCUCAAAUUACAGGAAAUGGAUCAAAUGGAAAUAGUAAAUUGUUCAUAAUGUGUCAAAAUGAACAAACUAUUUUGAUAUCAAGAAUAUUGAAUGAUGGAUUAUCACUAGAAUCCUCUCUGCCCGAUCUACUUCAAGGUGGUCAUCAACAGCAACAGUCUAAUUCUAACUCUGUUUCUAUUUCGCAAGAAAGGGAAAGAGGAAGAAGAAGAAUAAGUGAAAUCGAUAAUAUCCUCAAGAAGAUGAUCAAAAAUAGGGAACCACCUCCACCGCCUCAAUCUAACCGACCGAAAAUAACAGAUUUCAGGAAAAGAGAUCUGAUGGAUUUGUUGAAUUAUACGUUUUUCGCAUAUAGGCUGAAAAAAAAUCCAACUUUUUAUGACUUGAUCAAAGGUUCAGAAAAUGAUAUUAUCUCAAGAUGGAUAGAUUCUUUCUUCGAUAGGAUUGAUCCGCCUCAAAUCUACGAAAAGGAAAAAGUGAAGGAUAAAGGUAAGAACAAGGUAGAUGAUGUGGGUGGAAAUGGGAAUUUAAACGUCAAUGGAGAUGGGAUGAAUGGGGCAAAUGGAAAUGGGAUUCAUAAGGAGAGCGUUCAAGAAGAUGAUGAGAUAGAUGCGGAAAUGGAAGAAACGGACAACGUCACGGUAGUAGGUGAUCAGGUCAAUGGAGAUGCUGAAAUCGGAGAGAAGGACGGAGAGACGUUUGAGCAACAUGGCAGAGAAGAGUAG
Messenger RNA from Kwoniella shivajii, 5373 nucleotides. RefSeq lists its product as uncharacterized. Lineage: Eukaryota; Fungi; Basidiomycota; Tremellomycetes; Tremellales; Cryptococcaceae. Gene Ontology annotation, molecular function: ATP hydrolysis activity; nucleic acid binding; ATP binding. The coding region runs from base 1 to 5373 and encodes 1790 amino acids. The transcript has 24 exons. The record is from RefSeq and is a predicted model, not a curated record.